Molecule: messenger RNA, 746 nt
Organism: Paramecium octaurelia
Lineage: Eukaryota; Ciliophora; Oligohymenophorea; Peniculida; Parameciidae
Source: the annotation of a GenBank genome assembly
GAUUUAAUAUAAUUAAUGCAUAAUUCAACUUGGGGAACAAUCAUGGGGUAACCUUUUGGUGUUGUAGCCUAUUCUAACCUUGGAUUUGUAUUUGACAGAGAUAGAAUCCAUGAGUAUUAGACUUAUUGGCCCAAAGAAGAGACUGGUUUAGCAAGAGAUGUAUAUAUUGGAUUUAAGUAAAUCUCAAAUCCUAAUUAGAUAUCAAUGUGUGGAAUAUGCUAGAAGAUUUCUAACAUUGAAAUUUAAAGCUGCCUUUACUGAUAUUCCACAUGCUCAUAACAUGUGGGCACUUGAUAUAAUUGAGGAUUGUACAAAGGAAGAAGGAACAUUCCCAUUUGUCAAUUAUCCAAAUGGUUCUAAAGAGUUAGUUAUUUGUUUUUACUUUAGACCACCUUAGUUUGGAGAUCUCAUAAUAUAUCCAUAUUCAAAGGAACAGAGAUUUGGCCAUGUUGGAGUUAUUAUCAAUGUGAAUUUGGAAGAAAAGUAUGUUGAUAUAGGUGAACAAAAUUAUGAAGAGGCAGGAUGGGAAUGCCCAGAAUAUGCAAGAAGAUUAAUAAUGAAGAUCGAAAAUGGGCAAUAUUUCAUAACAAAUAAAAGAAUUGGGUAAUAAUAUAUAUUUUAUCUUUUAGAAAGCCUUAUGAUAAUUGGGACAUUAAUGAAGAAAUAUUUGGAUGGAAAAGAAUCGAUUUUGGCCAAAAAUAAUGAUUGUUUUAUAAUUCAUAUUUAACGAUUUGAAUUUGCAGUGC